Adineta ricciae is the source of this 1134-nucleotide messenger RNA. The record is from the annotation of a GenBank genome assembly. NCBI's taxonomy places the organism in Eukaryota, Metazoa, Rotifera, Eurotatoria, Adinetida, Adinetidae.
AUGACGAUAUGCAAGCGUGGUGACGAAGAUGAUUUCGACAGCAAUUGCUUAUCAGACGAUCUCAAAGAUUUGAUUAAUCGUUACGCAGGAAGAACAUUCUCAUAUUCAGAACUAUCAUCAGUCGUAACCAAUAUCAAAAUGGAAAAUGACCUAUGUAAACUUCGAUUUCAUCGGAAAUUCAUGGAUUAUUGUCAUAAUCAAGUAUUCAUUGGAGAAUUAACGGAACUGAAGACAAUUAUCGGUAUACAAAUGAUUCCCUACGGUCAAGAUGGUAGUGUUGCUCUGGAUGAUGGUGGAAAUCCCAUAGAAUGUACAUCGAAUCCGCAUGAUCUUGGUCAUAUAUUGGAUAUAUUCAAUCGAAGAUUGUCUUUCUAUUACAUACAAUGUCUUAUACACCUACGGCCAAAUGCUAAUUUUAAUCUACAAAAUCUUUUGUUUCAUUUUCUACAUUCAUCAUCAAAACUGCCGUCGACUAAGAAAGGAAUAAUCAGUGGUCCGACAUCAGUUUCGCUUGGGUCAAAUGAAACAGUUUACAAUGUAUCGAUCAGAUGUCCAUCUGAUUGUACAUGUAUGUGGCUACUAGAUGAUCGAGUUAUUGUUCCACAAGCAAAUAGUUCUGUAAAAUUAAUGUUCAAUGAAAAGAAUGUUGGUAAUCGAACAUUGUCAUAUGUCAAGUACAUUGCAAAUAAAUCAACAAUUUUAGCAUCACUUUCAAUUAUAAUUUUGUGCAAUUCAACACAAACUACUAUGUCAACAAACGCGACGUCCAUUCUGAGUACUACAACACCAAUUUCUUCUACAACCUCAGCGCUCUCCGAGCCUACACCAACAUGCAAUAGUUGUAAUAUUAACUAUACAAUUACCCAAUAUAAUUCUUCUGAUGUAAUGGGUUCCUGUAAUCAAUUUUGUAGCUCUUUCGAAUAUGUUUGUAAUAUUACUGCUAAUACUACUUCUUGCAUUACAUCCUAUGAUGAUGGUUCUGAGCAUGCUUAUCUUCGCCGCCGUCGUGGCAGUUAUCGGCCUCGCACUUUUAACCUUUCUAAUAGUGGUGCAUGCAGUGAGAAUCCAGAUUAUUAUUGUUGUUGCAUAUCAAUACCAAGUACAAAUGAAACCAGAAUUGCGUCGGCUAAAUAA